UAGAUAAAUAGGUUUAAUAUUUCUUUUACUACCUAAGACUUGUGCACAGUACUGUACAUAAGAAAGGAGUGCAAGGCAAAGCUUGUCUCAGUCAGCCCUGAAGCAGGGAGGGAGGGGCUGCUGGGAAAUGGAGGUAGCCUUCCUGUAAAUCGCCUCCAGCCAAUGAGAACGCCAGCUCAUACCCAGCUUAGCUGGCCGAGUGCCAGCCGGAUCAGCAGACACAGAAACGAGGACCGUAGCGGGGAAAAGAGAGAAGCUGAGUUAGGCAGGGGGAAGAGGAGACUCUCUACUGAGGAAGCAGGAGCAACGCUUAUGAAGAUGCUUCUGUAAAAGCCACAGGGAGGAGAAAUGGCUGUGCGGAACAGGAUCCUCAACUCAACUAUGCCUUUCACUGGGGGCCACAAGGAGCACAGUGGCCUGUUUGCAGUGGGUUCCAGCCUAAAGCAGGUGACAGGCAGUGAGGAGAAGAGGUGUGAGGUUGACCAGCAGCCCAGCAAGAUUCCUCCCCUGCUGUCUAAAGUGUUAAUGCGCGGCACUGCUGAUCACAUAAGUGCCGGUCAGCUGAUCCAGGAGAAAUUGUCACUCUUCAUCGCUCAGGCAGAAUGUGAAGGACAACAAGAGUUCAGCCCAAGCUCCUGGGAACGCCCCUAUGUUGCCUCUCCAAGCUGUUUCCAGAGCAGGGUCUCGGUAGAGCACAACAAUGUGGCCUGUAAGGAGAGUGCCACAGAACGGCCAAGCCCUCAGGUCCAGCAGCACUCCAGGAGAAAGACAAAAGACAGAAGACAGCGACGGAGGAAGCAGAAUGUGAAGAAGGGGCCGAGGCAGAGGCAGAGGCAGAGGACACCUUCAGGAGUCCCAGAGCAGGAGAGCAGCAGUGCUUUGCAGGUGAUCCAGAAGGAAGAAUCGGAGUGUAUCAGCAGCAACAGCAGAACCAGCAUCAUCUACAACGACAGCACCCACACUUUGGGGAUACAGGAGACGGCGGAGCUGCAAUGGGAGGGACAGAUCAAGCCUGUCUACUCUUCCUCAGCUCAAAUCCGGGGUCCCUCAUCCUCAACCCUGCCUUGGGGCUCUACGAGCCACAGCGCCCUCCCGAACCUGUCCUUCUACGGCCAGGAGUGCAGCUCUGGCUCGGACUCGCCCCUCUGCUGCAGCCUCGCUCUGCGUGGUCUCCGUGGGAGUGUGAGUCAGGAGGACCGCUGCUUUGCCCCUGCCUUUUACCGAGGGGUGGAACGGGAAGCAAAGACUGACAGCGAAGGCGCUACAGCCAAUGUCAAGAUCAAUGAGGGUCUCCUCUUCCACCCCGAAGAGAAACUCCAGCCCAACGAUUACGAGUACCGUGAGAACAAGGACUAUUUGGUGCUGAACCACAUUCAAAACGGCUCUUUUGGUGAAGUGUUCCAUGUACGGGACUUGAGGACCAGCUUCGAAUGCGCCGCCAAAAAGAUACCCCUGGACUGCUUCAGAAGCGAGGAGGUGGGCUCGUGGAGCGCCCUGACCUCCCGGCGGGUCGUCGAGCUUUUCGGGGCUGUCCGCGAGGGUCCCUUUGUGGUCCUUUUCAUGGCUCUUAAAUCAGGUUCUGUGGGAAAGCUGCUGAAGCAGAGAGGGCGCCUCCCGGAGGACCUGGCCCUUCACUACCACUGCCAGCUUAUGGAGGCCGUCGAGGACCUACAUAGGAAAAGAAUCAUGCAUCUAGACAUCAAAGCAGACAACAUGCUCUUGUCAGAAGAUGGGAAGGACACGUACCUCUGUGACUUUGGACACUCUCAGAGGCUGGAGCAAAAUGCGAAAACCGCCAGGAUCUCUGCAGGAGAGGAGUUCCCGGGCACGGAGAGCCACAUGGCCCCUGAGGUGGUCAGGGGGGAGGCUGUCGACUUCAAGGCAGACGUGUGGAGCGGCUGCUGCGUGCUCCUGCACAUGCUGACUGGCUGCCCGCCAUGGACGCGGUACUACAGCCACCCGCUGUGUCUGACGAUUGCCAAUGAGGCGCCGCCAUUAAGAGAAAUCCCACAUGACUGCAGGCCUGAAACUGCCGAUGUAAUCAAGGCGGGACUUGUUAAAGAUCCAAUCAAAAGAGCCUCCGCCAAAGAGUUAAGAGAGAAAACUAUGAGAGCCCUGCAAGAAGUGGGUGGACUCACCAGCCCAGUCCAUGGAGACUAUCGGGAGCCAGAGAAAAGCGAGCUCAUGGAGAGCUCUAGGGUGGCAUCCAGGUCCAUCCCAUCCGGCCUGCUCACUUCAGACAAGGCCCCGUUGAAAGAGCACUUUGAGCAGGUGCUGCAACCUCUAAGAUCCCGGAGGAAGAAGGUGCAUGUGGAUGACAGCGUAGAGGAGAAGGACAAUGCAGUAUUGUCUCCUUCGUCUCCGGAACCUCUCGUCUCGCUGCAGGCCAAGGAAUCCGGACACCAGAAGAACAAGCGGCCUGAAACUGUCCUCACGCUGCCUGAGCAGGAGCUGCAGAAGCUGGAGAGAGACUUCUACCUGAGCAGUCUGUCCCAGCCACACUCCCCCGAGCUCCAGGAACAGAUGCUAUCCUGUCUCAGUAGCAGCUUUUCCUCCUAUACUGUCCCCGCCCCCGGUGACAAGGACUUGGUCAGGUGGUCGGUCAGCAACAGCGACGACCUCAGUUCCGGGGUCUUCUCUUACAACAGCCAAUCAGAGGGACAGAGGAGCUUCAGCAAGGACUGGUUGGGGUCCUCCAACUGGCCAACACCACGCUGUUUUGAAGGGGUGGACGUGUAUAUCGAAGACCUUGAAGGCCACUGUCUGAAAAUCCGUGAGACCCACAAAGUGAAAGUGGGACACAUCGCCAUAGGGAUCAGCGAGCAGAUCUCAGAGCAGACCUUCAGCUUGGAGACCCAGGACGGGCAGCUGGUUUCGCCCGAUGAGGAGGUGCAACAUUCGGGCCUCUACCUGUGCUGUACGCGAGCUCCCAACUGCAGCGACAGCUGGACCUGGCGGGUCAGGGAGGGGAUGCUGGAAACACGGAACUGAGCCAGCCAGCCCGCCACGCCUCGAUGGUCACCAUGGCAUCGUCCACAUUGCUGUUCCUGGUCUGACAAAGAUCUUUGAAUAGAUUUAUCUGAACAUUGCUGUAAGUCAGUUGUGAAAACAUCAGCUUAUGUGAACUGUAUCCCAUUGUAAAAAUGUGAAAAUAAUGUAAACUAUCAGGUUCUCUUUUAAGCUCAGCUACCCAUCACAUUUUAGAGCAAGUGGGCAGGGUAGGGGGUGGGGGUGCUGGGAUAUUGCAGGGCAGGCAGAUAAGAACGGAAGCGGGUGGGGGCACGGAGUCUUAUCUCACUGCCGCAGAGCUGACACCACCUAAGGGCUGAGACCCUAUAUGGUCAAAUUUGAACAGAAUGGACUUGACUGCCUCCUAGUGGCAGCUCCUGGUUUGACGUUAUGACAGAAAUCCUUCCCCCUGCUUGUUCCCUGCCUGCCUCUUAACCGAAGAUCUCUGAUGAAGUUCAAGCAGAAAUAAAGCACCUGACCAUUUCUGUGAGAAUCCAAGCAGAGAAUGAAAUUAAUUCUAAUUCUUCAUAUGGAAAAAACCACUCUAUUUUACAGUCGUGUCAAGUCGUAUUUUUUUGUAAUUAGUUGUAGCCACUAUGUAUAUUACUGCCAAUAUUUCUUCUUUGUGUCAAAGGAAUUUCAGGUACCCAUCAAAUCAACAAACGGUAUUUAAAUGAUACAGUAAAAAUAAUCAAACAA
Paramormyrops kingsleyae is the source of this 3708-nucleotide messenger RNA. Its product is annotated as mitogen-activated protein kinase kinase kinase 14-like. Gene Ontology annotation, molecular function: protein kinase activity; ATP binding. Lineage: Eukaryota; Metazoa; Chordata; Actinopteri; Osteoglossiformes; Mormyridae. The record is from RefSeq and is a predicted model, not a curated record. Gene Ontology annotation, biological process: protein phosphorylation; canonical NF-kappaB signal transduction.